Messenger RNA from Cladocopium goreaui, 423 nucleotides. NCBI's taxonomy places the organism in Eukaryota, Dinophyceae, Suessiales, Symbiodiniaceae. The record is from the annotation of a GenBank genome assembly.
GCAGAUUACUUCGGCACCAUAGUGAACCGAACUGCUCGCAUUGCAGCCGCUGCUCACCCUGGACAGGUGCUGUUGGGUGGUGACACACCCAUAGACCCUGCGGCCACGAGCCGACUACCAGGGCUGCAAUGGCAGCAGCCUCCAGCCUUGCCAGGCUAUCCUCAAAUGGUUUCACAGCCAACUCUAGCCUCACAGCCCGCGAUGCCACAACCACCUGUGGCGACGGCGGCUGCACCCUCUCUGCUGUAUCCUGGCAUCACAGGAUGGAAGGUGGGUCAGCCUGGGCAGCCUGUGCAGCACCCCAUGGUGCAGCCACAGGGCGCACCUGCGCCGGGCCGGCCGGCGCCUGGGUCACUUCCCAAUGCUCCAGCUGGCGCGCCAGGUUGGUCUCUUCAGCGUUUAGGUGCUUUUGCACUCAAGGCC